GGGAGUACAAUCCCGAGGACGUGGCAAGACGGGCCGCGAAUUGGUCGAGAUGAGGCAGUCGCUUAUCGAAGGCAACAAUGCUUGACAUUCAGCCUAUUCUAGACGAGGUUCAGGAUGACGGAGCAUGGUUGGCUACCCAGCCUUACAUGCUCCUCCGCUCAGAGUGGACCGUGCCAUGUUAGUGGAGGAUGUUUCGGCGGAUUCGGACGAUGAUGAUGAGGAGGAGGAGAUCACUGAUUCGCCUCUUCAGUGUCACAGGGCGAGGAUGAUCACGUCACGCAGCGCGCAUGAAGAUGACAAUUUGGCUGGUGGUGUUACCACUACUCCUGCAUCCCCGGUUGACGGAAGUGCAGUUGGUGACGCAGGUUCUUGUGUGACCACUUCUAUUGCUCAUCAUGCUUCUCCAGCCGCGUCCAUUGGUGGGAGAUCAGUAUUGCAACGUGGCACUUGUGUUGGUGGCACGAGUUCACCUAUUGAUGGUGUUCAUGGGAGCACUGCAGUUGGUGGGAGUUCGACCAUGCACAACAACAGUUCUAGUGUUCCUUGCAGUCUGGCAAUUGGAUGGAGCUCCAUAGUGGACGGUGGUGUUGCUCUGGGUGUGGCCUUGAGUGAUGGUGGUGCAGGUUGCCCUGGGGACACAGCGGAUGUGCCUGCAGGGAAGGCCAGUGCUGAUCUUGAUGUCAACAUGAGUGACGCUGGCGGAGAGUGUCAUGAGGACACCACCACCACACCUGCAGCAGAUGUGUUCGCUUCACUUAUCCCUUUCAUAUCCCCUGAAGAUUGCACGAUUUCACCGUCGAGUUCCCCCCUCCAAACGGACAACGGGGACAGCAAUCCGCGUCGAGGAAGAUUGAGCAAUGAUGUCCCAUGCUUCAAUGAAGAGAGUACGCCCUCAUCAACUGCAGUACACAGCGGGAUGAGCCCAAGUGAUGGACACCAGCCUGUUGUCGUUUUUUGCGCAAGGAUUUCCAGGAAGAGAAUGUCCCCGCCUAAAAUUAACCAAGAGGUUGUGCGCACGGUAAAGAGCAUGGCUGGCCGAAAGAAGGGAUCGAAGAACCAGGAAGUGUCGAAUAAGAUGGAUGUGGCAAAGGAGAAGGACAAGUCAAAGAAAAAGGACAGCAGAAGAAGAAGGACACGCCAAAGAUGAAGGACAAGUCGAAGAACAAGGACGCAGGAGAAGUCCCCUCGU
Molecule: messenger RNA, 1189 nt
Organism: Chara braunii
Lineage: Eukaryota; Viridiplantae; Streptophyta; Charophyceae; Charales; Characeae
Source: the annotation of a GenBank genome assembly